Messenger RNA from Mustela erminea (ermine), 879 nucleotides. It is a transcript of the gene SNX3, whose product is annotated as sorting nexin 3. The coding region runs from base 298 to 786 and encodes 162 amino acids. The transcript has 4 exons. Gene Ontology annotation, biological process: endocytic recycling; late endosome to Golgi transport. Gene Ontology annotation, molecular function: phosphatidylinositol-3-phosphate binding. The record is from RefSeq and is a predicted model, not a curated record. NCBI's taxonomy places the organism in Eukaryota, Metazoa, Chordata, Mammalia, Carnivora, Mustelidae. Gene Ontology annotation, cellular component: early endosome membrane; retromer complex.
CGCCAUUGCCCCACAGCCGCCUAGCCCUCAGUCCCCCUCCGCGGCCUCCGCUGGGCCUCCCCGGCCCAGGGCGCGGCGUCCCGGCGAGUCAGCCGUCUCGCCGGGGCCCAAGAGGCGGAAGCCGGAGAGACGCAGGGAGGAGCUUCGCGUGCGGGGUGAACGCCCGUCCUACGUGCUCGUUCGCUUCGCGACCGCUGUGCGCGAGCCCGGUGUCCCCGCGGCGGGCAGCAGCGGCGGCGUCGGUGGAACGCGGAGGGGGCGGAGGGAGUCCGCGGCGGCGGCGGCUGCAGUAGAGAAAUGGCGGAGACCGUGGCGGACACCCGGCGGCUGAUCACCAAGCCGCAGAACCUGAAUGAUGCCUACGGGCCGCCCAGCAACUUCCUCGAGAUCGAUGUGAGCAACCCGCAGACGGUGGGGGUCGGCCGGGGCCGCUUCACCACCUACGAAAUCAGGGUCAAGACAAAUCUGCCUAUUUUCAAGCUGAAGGAAUCUACCGUUAGAAGAAGAUACAGUGACUUUGAAUGGCUGCGAAGUGAAUUAGAAAGAGAGAGCAAGGUUGUAGUUCCCCCGCUCCCUGGAAAAGCGUUUUUGCGCCAGCUUCCUUUUAGAGGAGAUGAUGGAAUAUUUGAUGAUAAUUUUAUUGAAGAAAGGAAGCAAGGACUGGAGCAGUUUAUAAACAAGGUCGCUGGUCAUCCUCUGGCACAGAAUGAACGUUGUCUUCACAUGUUUUUACAGGAUGAAAUUAUAGAUAAAAGCUAUACUCCAUCUAAAAUAAGACAUGCCUGAAAUUUGGUGAGAAGGGGCAAAAAAAAAAACAAAACAAAAAAAACAAAAAAAAAAACACACCUCUCCGUGACUAUUAAUGGUUCAUACGCACCA